AUGCGGUCCAUGAAGCUAGAGCUCGGGGGCCAACAAUCUCGAGCGGUCGUAAUUCUGAGCGACCGUAGCGGUGGCCGUGGCCUCGGCGCCGGCGGCGGCGGUAUUGGUGGAGCACGGAGGGACGGGGUGCGAAGACGGCGCAGGAACCAAGCAGUCGAACCCGCGCUCGGACCCGAACUCGGGCCAUCCGAAGAUAGCCCUUAUGCUAACCCGGCGGCAGCUGUAACCGGACACACCGUCGGGAAGCCCAUCGGAGACGGAAUCAGGAGCGGCGGCGACGGUGGUGGCGGCCGGACUGCCGCUUGGACUUGUCAUGCUUGCUCGGCCCAAAACUACGCCAUGGAUGACGAUACGCACCCGGGACAAGGACACGGCAUCGCGGAGGAAGCAGGCCAACGCUGCUCGGUGUGCGUCCAACCCAGGCGACGGUGGCGGUUGCCCGGUGGGGAGGAUGGAGAUAUUGGCGGCCUGGGUAGCGACGGCCGCAGCAGCUGCGAGGACGGAGUGCACGAGGGCGAAGAGCAACACCAGCCGCGGAGAGUGGCUGUGACGUUGGCACAGAUCCGGGGGCUGGAAGAACCGCCUGAGCCCACCCUUACUCCCGGAGAGUGGAGAGCCGUGGAAGCCAAGGCCCUGGCAAGGGGAGACGAGGCGGCGCCGUGCCCCAUCUGCCGGGAGUCGUUUCGAGGAGAGAGCCAGGUCAUCCUCAGCUGCAGCCACGUGUUUCACAAAGCGUGCCUGUCGUCAUUCGAGAAGUUUCUCCGGGCGCAAGAGAGGAGCUGCCCCCUCUGCCGCAAGGUCGACUACCAGAAGAAAGCGACGCGACAAGGGGCGGUGGCGUGGCGCCAGCGGUGCGCACGACGCCUGCAGUGCGCGUACCGGCGACACAGGGCACGGCGGCAGUACAGGGGGCUUCUGAGGAGACACUACGGGGCGGGGUUAGGGGACACCCUGAGGAGGAGGGAGUUCCUCAGCGGGCAGGCGGCGGAAACGGCGGGGAAGCUGGCUGCGGCGUUGGAGGAUCGGGGGGAUACCAUAGACAGGCUGUUCGGCGAGUUUGAUCGAAGCCUGGCUUUCAGUCGGCAAGUGUUCGGGCCCGCAUCGACAUCGACGGAUCCGCUGACAGCAACAACGGCCACAAGCAGCACGGAAGGGAACAACAACAACAACAACAACAACGGCAGUCUUUCUUCCUCGUCAACGGUGGGCAAUGAUAGCACGACGGUUACGCCCUCCAAGGAGAGGAGAGUGGUGGUGUGGAAAGAGGCGUGGGUAAAAGCGGGGGAGAGGGCGGAGGACGAGUGUCCCAUCUGCAUGUGCCCCAUGCAGCCGAUUCCACCUAGUACUAGCGGCGACUGCAACGACGGUACCGGCACCGAUGCCGCAGGCUCGCUACUCCCUUCAGAGAGGGACGCGGCCGCUUCAGAAGACAUCGCACGCGCCGCCGCCGUCACCGAGUCGCCUUUAAAGACGGAUCCGCCAGAGGCGGCAUCAAAAUCUCAGCGUGGUGUCGGGGAGGCGGACGUUGAGGAAGCAGCGCCGCUUCCAACAGGAGAAGGGAAUUGGCCCGACGUGCGGAGAGCAGGCGGGCCGCAGCACGUAGCAGAAGAAAAGCACGGCGUGACACCAGCCGGUUCGGUUGCGGCACCAAUGAGCAAGGUGGGAGAACACCGGCCGCCAAGAGCCGUCCGGAAACAACGGGAGAGGUUGUUGCUGAGCUGCAGCCACGUUUUCCACAAGGCGGUGAGUACGGAGGCCUCGGGGUUCCAAUGCGCAACUAACAAAUGGCAACGGGGGGGGGGGUGA
Messenger RNA from Ectocarpus siliculosus, 1806 nucleotides. The record is from the annotation of a GenBank genome assembly. NCBI's taxonomy places the organism in Eukaryota, Phaeophyceae, Ectocarpales, Ectocarpaceae.